Messenger RNA from Hemisphaericaspora subhashii, 1128 nucleotides. RefSeq names its product mitochondrial 54S ribosomal protein mL38. The transcript has a single exon. The record is from RefSeq and is a predicted model, not a curated record. Lineage: Eukaryota; Fungi; Ascomycota; Pichiomycetes; Serinales; Debaryomycetaceae. Bases 1 to 1128 code for a protein of 375 amino acids.
AUGUUGACAAGAGCUCUUACCAAAAGAUUCAUAAGAAGCAAUAGCACCCUCGCCAGAGGCGUAUGGGCUGAUUUUUCGAAGAGACCAGAAUCUUUAAAGAUCAAGAAUGAUGCUCUUAAACAAGGUGUUCUUGGUAAGCACCUCGAUGGACCAGCUUCAUACACUAACCGUGAUCGAAGAGCAUACUAUAAGACUCCUCUUGAACUUGAUGAAACAUUUGUCAUGUCCUAUGAAAUAUUGAACGAAGAGGCUGCCAAUGUCUACAAAAAAGUUGAAGAAUUAGAAAAGGAAUUAGCUUCAACUACUGAUGAAGCACAAAUCAAAGAAAUAAAGGAUCAAAUAGAUAAUACCUUAAUUGAAGCAGAAAUUCAAAACCCAGAAGUGUUAUUUAAUGUUGAAUAUUCCGAUAGUGACGCUCUUGAUAGAUCUCACCCUGUAUACAGACAGUUUUUGGAACAAAAAUGGAGAGAUUACGAUUUGAUGCUUACCAUGCAAAGAUUGGAACAAUUACAUGUUAUUCCAGAUACAUUACCUACGGUUGAUCCAAAGGUUGAUGUUAAAGUCAAAUUCACACAUAAUACUGAUGAAAGAUUUGUUGGUUGGAUCGCCCCAGGUGAACUCUUACCUGCUAAAGCAGUUUCACAACCUCCAACCAUCAGAAUCCAAGAAUAUGAAAGAGUUGACGGACAAAACUUAUAUACUGUCUUGAUAGUAAACCCUGAUACUCCAGAUUUGGAAAAAAAUUCCUUUUCAACCACCCUUCACUAUGGAUUAGUUAAUUAUCCAUUAGAUAAUGUCAAUAAUACUAUUCAUCCAGCUAAAGUAUUGGAAAAUGAAGAACAACAUGUUAUUAAAGAUUAUGUUCCAUUAGUACCUGAAAAGAAUGCUGAAAAGCAAAGAGCAUGUCUUUGGGUAUUUAGACAAUCUAAACAAUUGGAAGUCAAUGCUGUUGCAGCUGAAAAGUUCGAUAUCAGAAGUUUUGUUCAAGCUAAUGAUUUAUUACCUGUUGGUGGUUAUGUAUGGAGACAAAAGUUUGAUAGAAGUGUUAAUGAAGUUAGAGAUGCAUAUGGUUUAGGAAGAGGUAGAGUUUUCCAUAGAGUCAGAGGAAGAGAUCCACUUGUUGAAUAG